UUCUGGAGAGACAAGAUGGCGGCGGCCGGAGGAGGAGAGGAGGCAGCAGCGGCCACGGCGGCGGCGGAGCCAGGGGAGGAAGACCGGGUUUUGCCUUCAGAGGUGGAAGUCUUAGAGUCUAUCUACUUGGAUGAGCUACAGGUAUCUAAAGGAAAUGACAGGUCUGACCCCUGGGAAAUCUCCAUCACCUUACAUCCAGCAACUGCAGAUGAUCAGGAUUCUCAGUAUGUCUGCUUUGUUCUUGUCCUGUCUGUGCCGGUUCAGUAUCCAAAUGAAGUGCCAAAAAUAACUAUUCGAAAUCCCCGCGGGCUGUCAGAUGAGCAGAUUGGGAAGAUUUCACAGACACUGCGAAGUCUUACUAAGGCCCGACUUGGUACACCUAUGUUAUAUGAACUUAUAGAGAAGGGAAAGGAAAUCCUCACUGACAACAACAUCCCACAUGGCCAAUGUGUGAUUUGCCUGUAUGGCUUUCAAGAAAAUGAAGCCUUCACUAAGACGCCAUGUUACCAUUACUUCCACUCAUAUUGCCUUGCCAGUUAUACACAGCAUAUGGAAGAGGAGAAAUGUGCACAGAGGAAAGAAAGAUUACAAACAUUGGCUCCUCUGCCAAAAGAGGAAGAUGAUGUGCCAUGUCCUGUGUGCCGGGGGCCUCUGGUGUAUGACCUUGAAACACUGCAAACAGCGCCACCACCUCAACAACCAAUGGAAGUAUAUCAACCUGACACACAGACACUGCUGCACAGAGAGCAGCUACACCUGAUCUAUCAGAGACAACAAGCAAAAGGAGGCAUCAUUAAUCCUGAGGCAGAGCGAAAUCGGUACUUCAUUAGCCUGCAAAAGUCUUCAGGUGACCCUCAAUAUGAGCAUGGAACCAUUACAGAGAAUGCCAUGGAUGCGGAGAAGGAGCUGCCACCAGCAGACUCAGAACAUCCUCAGGGAAUGAUAAACACUGUUCCAGUGAGAAAUGAAUCUGACAAAAUAGCGAGACCGCCUAUUACCUUCCAUCACCACAGCAAGAGAGAGAGGACACGAGGGGAGAAGUCAUCUUUGCGAGGCCCUGGCUUGCAAUUGCACUUCAAGACUGUGGAGAUGCCAGAAGAAAUGCGUACCAGUGUUGAAGGAGAAUCCAGAGCCUUUAGUAGAAGACCUAACUGGAGGAAAGAGAGAGGGCAGUGGAGCUGUGGGAAGUACAGCCAAAACUUUCCAAAAUCUUGCAGCAAAGACCAGGUGUCCUUCCAGAUGGAUAAAAAAGAGCUAUGUACCAGUGACAUCUCAACAGUCAAAGAAGAGUUGUGUUUAAGAGAAAAGAAAAACGCUGUGGGGAAAUGGGAAUCAGUGCAGAAAACUGAGGCCCAAGACAGAGAGAAAGAUGACAUAGAGGCUAGCCAUAGUGAACUCAGGGAGCCAGCCGGUUGGCAAGGUCAGCGUGGGAUGCAGAAUUGCAGGCGAUGGGAAAAGAGCAAGAACAGAGAACAUGGAACUUAUCCUAAAAUGUCAAGAUGCCAAGGACAGUCCAGACCAAACUUAAGGAGAGAACCGCAUGGCCAGCAAGCUGAGGGUGGCUCCUAGCAGAUAAGAGUUGAAAUUUGAAGGAAGGUUUUUCCCUAGGGGAGAAUACUGAUGAUUUUGUUAUGCUUUCUGUUAGCCAUCUGCCUCUGAAUUAUUUAGGCAAAAACAGAGCUUUGGUAAAAUUCUUUGGUGGUGCAUGAGUGGCCUACAACUUGUUGAGUUGCAUGAGCUUUGUAAGUGGUGUGCUGUUCAGAAAAAUCAUAAUGGUGCUGAUGGAUUAUGGUGGUGAUUGACAAUUUCAAAGGCAAUAAAUAAUAGCCAAACAUUGGU
This is a messenger RNA of Sceloporus undulatus (fence lizard), 1839 nucleotides long. It is a transcript of the gene RNF25, whose product is annotated as ring finger protein 25. The coding region runs from base 16 to 1569 and encodes 517 amino acids. NCBI's taxonomy places the organism in Eukaryota, Metazoa, Chordata, Lepidosauria, Squamata, Phrynosomatidae. The record is from RefSeq and is a predicted model, not a curated record. The transcript has 10 exons. Gene Ontology annotation, biological process: protein ubiquitination. Gene Ontology annotation, cellular component: nucleus. Gene Ontology annotation, molecular function: ubiquitin protein ligase activity; protein binding.